Lichtheimia ornata is the source of this 1680-nucleotide messenger RNA. RefSeq lists its product as uncharacterized. The transcript has a single exon. The record is from RefSeq and is a predicted model, not a curated record. Lineage: Eukaryota; Fungi; Mucoromycota; Mucoromycetes; Mucorales; Lichtheimiaceae. The coding region runs from base 1 to 1680 and encodes 559 amino acids. Gene Ontology annotation, molecular function: protein binding.
AUGGGAUAUCAUUGGCUGGUUCGCAACCCGUGUAAACAAAAUUCUAUUCCAAGAGGCACAACUCUGGCACAAUCCCUUCCUUCCCGCCACUCGCCAUUCACCCAACCGUUCCCUUUUGUCGCUAUGGCUUCGAGACACUUGUGCUAUUCACGGUCUGUAAUUCUUGACGUUCUGCGAGCCAUUGUCUCUCGAUCUCCACCUCCACCACCUUCGAUUGCGCUGCGUAAAGGUUAUUCGCACCCAUGUCAGGCCACCAAUUUCAUCACCAGGGCACCCUUGCACCAUCAUAAUAGUACGUCACUUUACAGGCGAUUUCUCCACACCAAGCAAGCUCAACCUUUGGCGCAAGAGAUUGACGUUAUGGACAUUUUGCAAGAACUGGAACCUGAGCGAGCACCAACACAACGUGAACGAUCUAAGGAAUGCCCACGCGACGCCACUGUAAAGAAGCGACGACGAAAGCUACCUUGGUGGGUCGAGAAUCAUUAUGGCUCGAGAGGUCUCAAACCAAAGCGCUUAAAGAACAGGAACUUUGAGCAAUUCAAUCGAGCCAUUUAUUAUACCGUAUUGCAACAACAGAUGAACAAGGCUGUCAACCUAUUGAAGGACAUGGAGCAUCGUGGAAUCAAGCCUGAUGUAUCGACCUAUACAAUGAUCAUCAAUGGAUAUUGUCGAGCAACAGAUAUGGAGCGUGCUAUGAAGUGGUUUUAUCGAAUGAAGAAGAACAACGUUGAACCUGAUGUAUUUACAUAUACCGGCUUGAUCGACGGAUACAUGCGGAUAGCAGAUGUACCCCAUGCAGAAGGUCUAUUUCGAUCAAUGAUGAACAAAGGCAUUCGACCUAAUCGGGUGACAUACAACAUUCUGAUGCAUCAAUCGGUCAUGCAACUUGAUAUCGAAACAGCUGUACGAUUCUGGGGCAAUUUGGUGGAAGCAGGAUUACGACCUGAUGUAUACACGUAUGCAAUCAUGAUCCAUGGAUUGGGAUUGGAGGGACAAUUGGAUAAGGCAUGGCGAUUAUACGAUAACAUGGUGCGCCAGGAGAUCAAUGUCAAUGAGGUGGUAGCCACAUCUUUGAUGGGGAUGCACGUCAAGGCACAUGACAACAAUCACGCCAUUCAACUCUUUCGGCGGUUUUUUAUUGAAGAGCAGCGACCCAUGACAGCACACACACGCAAUGUCCUCCUCAAUGCUCUUAUUGCAGGUGCUGAUCUUCCAACCAUUCAAUCCUAUUAUCAGCAAUACCUGGAUUUCCUCAAUUUACCAAAGGAUCAACGUGCUGAUUCAGCUCCUAUUCUUUUCGAAGCGGGUGCUCAUGUUGUCACUUUCACCACGUUUAUGCGCUCCUUUUUACGUCGCGAUGACCUGCCAAUGGUCAGCCAAGUAUACCAAGACAUGAUGGCUCGAAACAUCAAGCCUACCACGGUCACCUAUGGAAUCCUCAUGCUUGCUCAUGCUUAUAUUCCUGAUCCACACUCUUGUGCCAAGAUCCUCCAAGAAAUCAAGGCUGCCGGGUUGCCUCCAAACGCCGUUCUUUAUACUAUUGUCAUGCGUGCAUGGGCCAAGGCUGGUAACUGGGAAGAGACUAAAAAGACUUAUGAAGAAAUGAAGGCCGCCAAUAUCCAGCCAACCAAGUUGACCAUGUCCGUUCUUAAUUGGGGUAGCCGCCAAACCAAAUAA